AUGGUGCUGGAGAAGCUGACUGUGGCCCAUGAGUUAAGAAUUGGGAUUUUGGGUCAUGGUAAAAAUCAUAAGGAUGCUGCCUCAGUCAGGGCUACACACCCCAUACCUGCAGCUUGCGGCAUUUAUUACUUUGAGGUGAAGAUUGUCAGUAAAGGUAGAGAUGGGUACAUGGGAAUAGGACUUUCUGCUCAAGGGGUCAACAUGAAUAGACUUCCUGGGUGGGAUAAACAUUCGUAUGGAUAUCAUGGUGAUGACGGGCACUCGUUCUGUUCUUCGGGGACAGGACAGCCCUAUGGCCCUACAUUCACAACUGGAGAUGUAAUCGGCUGCUGUGUCAAUCUUAUCAACAAUACCUGCUUCUACACAAAAAAUGGCCACAGUUUAGGUAUAGCCUUUACAGACCUCCCUUCAAAUCUCUACCCUACAGUGGGUCUCCAGACUCCAGGAGAGAUAGUUGAUGCCAACUUUGGGCAGCAGCCGUUUGUGUUCGACAUUGAGGACUACAUGAGGGAGUGGCGAGCAAAGAUUCAGAGCACCAUUAAGCGGUUUCCCAUAGGAGACAGACUAGGCGAGUGGCAAGCCAUGCUGCAGAAUAUGGUUUCUUCCUAUUUGGUUCAUCAUGGGUACUGUUCAACAGCAGCUGCCUUUGCCAGAGUCACAGACACCACAAUCCAGGAAGAGCAGACCUCAAUAAAGAAUAGACAAAGAAUACAGAAGCUAGUAUUAGCUGGCAGAGUGGGAGAGGCUAUAGAAGCCACCCAACAACUCUAUCCUGGCCUUCUAGAACAUAAUCCCAAUCUGCUCUUCAUGUUAAAGUGUCGGCAGUUUGUGGAGAUGGUGAAUGGGACAGACAGUGAAGUACGUUGUUUUAGUGCCCGCAGCCCCAGAUCCCAGGACAGUUACCCUGAGUCCCCCAGUUUAAGUCCUAGACAUGGAUCAAACAACUCACAUGUUCAUAGUACUGGAGCAGAUAGUCCAACCUGUAGCAAUGGAGUCAUGUCCACAAAAAGCAAACAGAGCCGUAGUAAAUACCCAGCACUGAGUUCAUCAUCUUCCUCUUCCUCUUCCUCCUCCCCCUCAUCUGUGAACUACUCUGAGUCCAAUUCUACAGAUUCUACCAAAUCUCAGCAGCACAGUAGUACAAGUAACCAAGAAACCAGUGACAGUGAGAUGGAAAUGGAGGCUGAACAUUAUCCCAAUGGAGUCCUGGAAAACUCAUCCACCAGGAUAAUGAAUGGCACCUACAAACAUGAAGAGAUCCUGCAGACGGAUGAAUCUAGCAUGGAAGACAACUGCCCUCAGAGGCAGCUCUGUGGAGGGAACCAUGCUGCCACGGAACGAAUGAUCCAGUUUGGACGGGAGUUGCAGUCACUGAGCGAGCAGCUUUGCAGAGAAUAUGGGAAGAAUACGAUGCACAAAAAGAUGCUUCAGGAUGCAUUUAGCUUGUUAGCUUACUCUGACCCUUGGAACUGCCCUGUUGGUCAGCAGCUGGACCCAAUCCAGAGGGAACCUGUGUGUGCUGCUCUUAAUAGUGCUAUAUUGGAAUCUCAGAACCUGCCAAAGCAGCCCCCGCUGAUGCUUGCCCUGGGCCAGGCCUCGGAGUGCUUGCGGCUCAUGGCUCGUGUGGGCUUGGGCUCCUGCUCCUUUGCCAGAGUAGAAGACUAUUUGCACUAGCCACCAGAGCAAGAUGGAACUGACAUCCUUGAGUGCUGCCCUUCACCCUCCGUUGCUGCCACUACACCACCUCGUCUAUAGCCUGACCUCCCUGCCACCAGCACCCCCUCCAGCACACCCACAUGCACAUACACACACAUUGCCUGUGAAAGGAUUGUUAUUUCCUCACUACAUGGCCAUUCCUGACCCCAGGAGUGACUGGCAGAUUUUAUCUGUCUCCCUGCCAUUGCUGUGGCUCCAGCAGCACUCAGUAUUUCACUAGUUAUUCUAAUAUAGCGCCUUCCAAUGUAAGGAUUUCUCUUUAUUUUGAUUUGAAUUGUUUAUGAUGGAUCCACCAGUAUUUUAUCUGGAGAGUUUUGCUGACCUGGUUUCUGCUGAUUUACUGAGGAAGCUCAUCAAGUUGGUGACAGCUUGUUCUUUUCUUCCCUCCUCCCUCCGUCUGUGCACAUGCAGCAUCAUCUUCUGUACUAGUUACCUGAACUCUUCUUGCAGUGGCAGAUCAGAGGGAUUUUUUUUUUUGAAUCCUGUUUAUUAAAAAGGUCUCUUCCACCUCCACAAGGUCAUUGAUGUAUUUAUUGCCCACAGCCCCGGUUCCAGCCACACGCAUCUUACAUCACCCCAGGAGACUGGUGAGUUGUGUCCUGUCUUGUGCUAAUGAUGGGAAUUGGAGGAGCUUGAUCUUUCAGGGUACAUGCCUCACUAAGAGCACAAGGCUCUCAAGACUUGUAUUUGUCAGUGGGAAGAAGAGAAGUCUUGACGUUGCCUAUGUAGUCCUUGUUAAUGGCUACACUGUAAAAGCAUCUCAUGCCCUGAGAAGGAGGUAGAUCCAGCUCUCACAGCAGCUGCAGGACAGGCCUGACUAACUGGAAAUCAUUUACCACUGUACUGGUAGGAGCAGGUCAUGUUAGCCUGUAAGAAACAUUCAUGAGUGCUGCCAGACUGGGUGGUCAGUUUUUGUGUUAAGCCACAAAUUCCCCUUCUUUUCUAUGUAGGAGGGCUUUCUCACUAGGACUCUGUAGUGUUUGCUGGUCCCUCAUGUAACAUUGACCUAAUUGAGCACCUCUAAAUUAUAGAAGUCCCUUGAAAACACUAGUCUGAACCGUGCUCUUCCUUGCGGGUUGCAAAUGCUAAGGUCAGGCUGUGGGUGAGGAUAGGUACUAGCUUCAUAAGGUCUGAUCCAUUCAGGAGGGAGCAGCACUGUUUUUGUAAGGAUUCUUAAGGUAGUGAUUUCAGUUUCAGGUCCAAAAGUGACCAGCAAGGGUGUGUGGGUGGGUAAGCUCAAAGUGCAACAGACUAAUGCGUCAUUGCUGUUGUAUGUAUCAGGCCCAGAGACUCAUUAAAGUGCCGCUAAGCCUUUUGUAUUCAAACCAUUUGCUUGUAAGUGUUUAUGAGUGUGUACUUAUAACUGGUGAGGCUGUGUAUGGAGACUGUAUACUUUGCAUCAUGCAGCAUAUUCCAUUAUGAGACUUAAGGAUGAGUGUGGCUGCACAUGAGGAAUUCUACUCCUGCACCAAAGGAAUUUUACCUCUGUAGCUGCAAGGAGGAUCCAGGGGAGCUCAGACCUAAGAUGUCUUUUUACUGCUUGUAUGGCUUGUCCUGUAUCUCUGUGUGAUAAGUGUGAUGAGCAGUGGGAACAAAGAGCUGUAGCUGUGUGAGGAGGCUUCAGGAUACCUCUCUGAAGUAUCCCAGAUAUUUAAAGAUUUUCUGUAUUUGCAGACUGCCUUUGAAAUAAAGGCAGAGUAGGGGGGCAGUUGUCUCCUGCACUGCAGAACUGGACUGUUUGUGACAGUGCUGGAGGCUAUGGCUGUGAAUGUGCAGAUGGCAUUGGAGGUGGUGGGAAAUGCCUACUGCUGCUACCUUUUGGUGAAAGUCUACAGCGUGUAGAGUCAGUGCUGGAGCCAGAAUAGUCUAAGGAGGCAGGGAACAUGAGGUUUGUAGAUGGAGGAUAUGUUUUAAUUAAACCAACUAGUAUAGUUAAAAAAAAAAAAGGUGCAACUGUGAGUACCAAAACCCUUCUUCUAGUCACAGACAGAAGUAGAGUAUGACACUAAGCAGAAUUUAACCUUGCAAUCUGCUGCUUUUGUUCAGUUCUGGGGAAGAGCUUAUGUGCCUGAAAGCUCCUCUAUUUAUUUUCAACUGUGCUAGUUGGCCCAGUGACGGAUAUUACCCAAACCUGGAGUCUUUUUCUUGCUACCACUGCACAGGCACUUUAACUUGAUGGACAGGCAUCCUUUCUGGAGCCUCUGUUGCUGGACCUAUCACUGCUGCCUAAUGUAUAACCAGUUCCCAUAGUGUCACCAGUGCUGUUGCUGAAACUGAGGCAGCAUGUAAACUUUCCUUGGUGGGAGUUCUUGCUGCAAGCUCUCUUUUUCAUAGCACAAGACUUAGAGCACCCUGAUGGGCUCAUUAUGGGAACUUAGGUUGGAAAUACUCUAGUCUCUGACUUUUGCCUUUUACAUUUGACUACUUCCUGUGCUGUUGGUCAUCAUUAACUUGCUCCUGUCUACCUGUAGUCAAACCUCUUUCAUCUUUGUAGCAGUACUGUCUUUAUCUCUUUUAAGCUUUCCUUGUUUUUUUUUUUUUUUGUUCCUACUUUUUGUGAUAAUUUGUGCUUCCCUAAGGCAAGUCUAUGCUCUGUCAUAUAUCAAUGCCCCCUUGGUCUCUCAGAAAAGCAGUGCUGACUGUCCUAGAGCAAUUGUUUUCAUUUUGGUUUCCCUUUGCUACAAAGAACCAGAAGAUGCUCCUAGAUGCCUGGUUAUUCUCGUGCCAAGAAAUGUGUGAAGGGAUGGUCUCUCUGGGUGUUCUUGGACACUGUUGCUGUGGUGGAACACCAUGUUGAUGUUGUGUUGAGGUUAGUGUUGAGAGGCCACAGUCUUAAUGAUUACACUUAGCAGGGCUGCAUCACUCUUUCUGCCACUAGCAAUAUGCAUCACUUAGUGGCAGCAGAUCCCUCUAAACUAAACAGCAGUGAUACUCUUCACUUCUUAUACUCAAAGCAAGAGCGUAGGUUGGUUUGUUUUUCCUUUCUCACUUGACUGGCUUCCUAACUGACCUGACAACUGUAAUCAACACACAUUAAUACUGUGGGCUUCUCACAGGCUCUUGUACCUGGAGACCUGAUUCUGGUUUUUGGGGCGUGCCAAGGCUUUUCUGCUGUGACAUCUCUGUUCUGCGCCCCUUGUUUGUUCUGUGAUUUUGUGUGUUCUUGCAGCUUCACUAAUUAUUAUGUUUAGAUUCUGACAAAUGUUCCUGCUCUUUACUGUGGUCAUAAGUCAGUGUGGGGAAGAUGUGCUUAUAGUGAGUGUGGGUGUGUAGGCAUAGGCUUGACCCUGUUGUUGAUUCCUAUAUGAGAUUUCUCACUUGGUUCUUCCUAGAUUAUUUUUCAAAGCCUGGUGGUCCUUGAGUGUCCCUUGCUGCUCCUUGAUGGUUUUUGUGUUUUGUAUUUGACCACAAUGUCAGCUGAGACUUAAUUUGAUUUGUUGCAGUCACUUCUAAAAAUUAACAAAAUUAAACUGAAUUAAGAUCUUUAAUUUUGAAUAUGAGCAUGACCUAACAAGAGAUUUCAUGCAGUUAAAUUCCUUUUAUAAAUUGAUUUUGAGUUUGUUAUUCCAAGUGCCUCAUGCUUUGCUCAGAAGCAGAUGAAUAAAUGAGAGAGGCCUUAAGAACAGCCUGGCUGAGACUCCCCUUCAUCUGAGUAGCCCCUCACAGUAUCACUUCCUCUAAGAGCCCUUUGGUAAAGCCACCUGCAUGUUUGUAUAGUUCUUGGAGAAAUUGCUGGCUUCCCUUUUCUUGGUGAGAGAUACAGAGUCUCAGCAUGUACAUGACACAUGACCCUGCAUGUAAUGCUGGUGGCAUUGGAUAUGGGACUUUCAUCACAUGAGGUUGACACAUAAGUUGUUCUGCUGUGCUAGUUUCAGAUCCUGGAAGAGGGGUUUCCAAAAAACAGCCACAGACUAUUCACAGUCCAGGAAACCUUUCUAGCCAUGCAGUCCCAAAAGAGGCUUUCUAACUGUUGCUGUCCUUACCAGAACAAGCCAACUGCUACAGCUCUAACAGCUAAACCUCUUCUAGCUCUGCUAUGACUGCGUAGUCAUCUGCACAUUCAGAGGAUCUCAGCUGUCAUCUGAUGAGUCCAGAGUCAUCACCACAGAGCUAUAAUCUACAGAGUGCCAAGAACCUCCCAGAUGUGUACUCUGGACACCUGCCACUCCAUCUGCUUUCGUCAAACUCUGUGUAGCAUUGAUAGCCUUUCAGAAGGAUAAGAUGUUACAGGGACCUGGUGGAAACCUGCUUUCAGGGGUGGUCACCUGUAGCCCAGCACAUCAUGAGCUCUGUUCUGCAGCCCAAUACACUGUUAAGUGGCCCUUUGAGAAUGAUAUUUUGGGAACUCCAGACCUGAAGCCUUAGUUAAAGUGUCCUUCAGUGGUUCUCCAGAGGCAGCUUUGUGGAGCUAAAUUAUAUCACCAGGCUUUCCUCCCUGUGGACAAGGGUUUGCACUGUUCCUACAAUCAGUGAAUGAGAGCAGCCACACCAACAGUAACAUUUUGGAGAACUUUUGAGUGGAAUGAAGGAUCAGUUCAGGAGUUAGAAGUAUUGGAAUAGCUGGGAUAAGUGUUUCUGGGACCCAGAAAAGGGAAGCAUUGAGCAAUAUUGGCAGAGGUUGCCCAGAGCUGGAAGAGCAAGGAAGCUGCAGGUGUGGAUCGUGGAGCAAAGUGAGAGGAUUGUACCUGUUGAACGGGAGACCAGGGAAGUAGUAGGAAGGGAUGUAGUGAAAGCAGCUUGGGAGAAUGUAGAGCUUGCAAUGCCAUGCCAGAAUGCUCUUCAGAUUUCUGGCAGUGUUUCAGCAGUAUAUAGCUGAAGAGCAGAAAAGGUGCUGCUUCUUCUGCUGUUGCCUUCACUGAGUAAGGAAUGGCCCUUGACAGCUGUUGCACUCUAGCUGCCUCCUGGCUAAUCUGCAGGCAAGAAGCGCUGAAUGUCCAGGCAUGCAUAGCACUGCAGGGAACUAUCACCUGCAGCUGAUUGUCUUAGUCUGCCAAGGAGUUUCACUUGGAACCCCUUAAAAACGAGUGAGUACUCUUGGUGACAUGUCAGCCCUGCUGACCACCACACUGAAUGUGUUUCAGGUGCAAAGGGGCCUGUGCAGAUCAAUUCCGUGUCCAGCUAGAGGAGCUGGUGCUCUGUGCGGUGCCUUGUGCCAUGGAAAAUAGCAUAAGUGAGACAGAAGGCUGUGUGGGGCAGCUCUUGUCAGGCUUAGUGUGUGGGAGGUAACUGUUUUGGCAGUGUCGAAAAGGAAGGAGGACCUGGUCUGUUGUUCCUUCAAGGUUACCAGGAGCAAAUUUUACCCUUCAGGGGCAGUGAGAGCAGGUGAGAAAAAGCAUCAGUUUUAUUUGAAGGGCCUCUCUUUCUGGAGAGAGUCUGGAUAAAGUCUGAAAACUUCUCCCCAGGUUCUGCCCUCUCUCCAAGCUGCUGAUGUUGAUAAAUGUUAUACAAGGGUGUUGAAGCACAUGACCUUCAUCCUGGAGCCCCAAGAGCUAACUAUUCCUUUCAUUGCUGCUGGUCAGCAACUGUGUUUAUCCUGCAAUAGAAGCAACCGUUGUCCUUCUCCAUAGGGACCUGCUAGCUUCUGUGAAAGUCCCCCAAGGAUGGUACUUCACUAAAUCUAAAAAGAUUUAAUUGGAAGGGACCUCUGGAGGUUUCUAAUCCAACCCUCUUCUCCGAGCAGGGUCCUAGCUUCAAAGCUAGAUUGGGUUGUUCAGGGCUUGUCCAGUUGAGUCUGGAAAAUCUCCGAAGAUGGAGAUGUCACCACCUCUCUGAGCUCUGUCCCAGUGCUACACCACUGUCAUAGAGAACAAUUUUUUCCUCAUAUCCAGUCAGAGGUUCCCUGGUUGCAAACUGUACCCAUUGCCUCUUGUCCUUUCAGUGGCACUUCUGAGAACAGUCUGGCCUCAUCUUCUGCAUUAACCAUCCCACUGCUUUUAGGUAAGUGGAAUAUGCAGUUAGAUCCCUGCCUUCACCUUCUCUUCUCUGGGCUGAACAAGCCAUAUUCUCUCUGCCUCUCCUCAUACAUCUUGCACGCCAGUCCCUGAUCAGCUUAGUGGCCUCUGCUGGAUUCCCUUCAGUUUGUGAACUGUUGACUCCUCACAGAAUCACAGAAUCACAGAACAGUUGAGGUUGGAAGGGACCUCUGGAGGGACAUCUACCUGCUUAUUCCAGUUUCUUCUGAUUCUUUACAGCUGCAUCUUCACCUGUCCUCAAGUUGUGUCGCUAUUUAUCACUUAGUCUUGUUACGGCAGCAUUACCUUUCUUUAAAUAGCUUUGUUCUUGAGACUCACUUGAACAAUAGGAACAGCUAGAGCUGGUUUAGUUAGCUCUGGGGAGUAAAUUUAUCAUUUUCCUCCUUAGGCUUCAGACAUAAUGAACCAUCUCUUUGCACAGCAGAGCAAACCUUGUUGGAUUGCUGUGGUGCUACUGUGCUUUGUUAGCUGUUUUUUUUUAGUACUCAUGUAACACAUGUUGUCUAAAUGUAUGUUUCAGAGUUCCCUCUGCCAUCAUGCAGUUGAUUGAGAAAGCUAACCAUGAUACCCAGGGUAUAUAGCAGUGCAUAAAUGCCAUGAAGUUACACAGCGCACGAAACAGCCUCAGGAAGUUCUUUCAACUGCAGCAACAUGCAUGUUAGGAGGCAGAGAGGUCCAUCAUGCUUCAAUCCUGAGUGCAGGGAGGACAUGUGGAGCUGGUCACACCUUUAUUUUCCAGUACAGUCAUGUUUAUGCAGGAUGCCUGGAAAGACUGCCCAGCAUUGUUGGGUUCCUACAUGGGGAAAGGUAAUGAACACAUUCUAGAAAAGGUGGUUCUGGUCUGCCCUGGUGUCCCCUUCACAGCAGUGGCAUCUUUCUUAAAACUCUGCAGCCUGUCUAUGUUAGAACAACCUGAGUAGUGGAUUCUGAUGGGAGCAGGUCACCUACAGGAAGGUGGUGGUGGGACUCCAGCUGUAAGCUUCUAUUCCUAGAUGUUUCUGCUGAGGGAUAGUAGGAGGACAUGUGCUGUGUGCUGCUGGGACCCUACUGCGCCCGCAGAAGAAUGAGUGGCAGAGAGAAAAUGCAUUCCAGCAGCUCUUACUCUGAGCCAAAGCUGUGUGUGAGCAAUGUCCUGUCUGCUGUGGAAGGACAAAAUGCUGGAGGAAGUGUUGGGGCAUUUUUUAAAAAACACUUAGGGAAGAAAAGGGAGCAGAUGAGAGCCUUCAGGCCUCUUCCACAGGAAGCACUAGCUGUUCUCCACUAUCCUGCUGUGCAACAAGAGAUGGAGGAUGAUAGAUGAGUAAGCAUGGCAUGGUGCAUCUGUAUCCCUGCAUCCCAUACAGAGCUUAGAGCCUGCCACCUUGAGCUGCAGUAGAGCCCAGCAAGCCGAGAGUACCUCCAGGGUUGAGGAACACACACAUGCACCUUAGCUUCCUGCCUGCUUUUCUUUCCAAGAGGUGGAUAUAACUGCCUCCUGCUAACAGCAAGCAGAGUUCUGUGUGGGAUUUACACUUCCAUCACUGCAGAAACAUUCCUGGCAUGGCCAUGCAAACCUCUGCUUCUUUUGAGCUUCCUCUGACUGGGAGACACCUCUUCUCUGGUCACUCCAUGUGUCUGGGCACGUGUUCUGAAAUACAGAUCCCUUGCCCUAGGAGGGCUUUAGCUGCAACCAGGAAGAGACAAAGGGGCUUUUGUGGACUGGGCUUCUCACAGACUGUUUCUGAGAAGGAGAAGCAGCAGCGGCUCUGGGGAUAAUGAUUUUUAAGAGAUUUUUUAAAAAUAGGAAUGUUGCAACUCUUUCAGACUAAGGACUCUGCUCAGGCAUUUGAUUGGGAUUUUUCCCUCAGUCCUAUCUGUACAUGCUUUUCAUGGUUCUCCAGACAGGGGAGGUGACUGCUGGCACUUGAAGUUCUUGCACAUAAUCCAUUCAGCAGUGCAAACCCAAGGACCUGCCUGCAAUGCAGUUAACUCUCGUCUGCUGGUUGCUCAAAACUCAGGUAUGAAACGCUCAGCUGGAGCAUGGGGUGUGAGGUCUUUGCAGGUUUCCUGUCAGCCCUGAACAAUGGCCACAGUUCAGCUGUGACAGAGCAGUUUUCCCUCUGCUGCUCCAGACUUUUCAUCACUUUUCAAGGAGGGUUUUUCUUUUUCUGAGGGUGCAACAUCGACUAAAUGGGCAUUUCACAUAUUGUGCACAUUGGUUCAGUUUAAGCUUAGUAUUUGUGAAUUAAGUUAUCCAAUGCUUCGCAUGAAAACUUCAAAACAGGGGGGGAUUUUAACUGAGAACUGAGUAUAUUAAAGUUUACUGGAAAUAUGGUAAAGAAAUCAACAUUCUGCUGUAUAUUGACAAAAUUAUUUUUAUUAAAAUACACAUCCAUGUGCAAGAGCUAG
Struthio camelus australis is the source of this 10076-nucleotide messenger RNA. The record is from RefSeq and is a predicted model, not a curated record. NCBI's taxonomy places the organism in Eukaryota, Metazoa, Chordata, Aves, Struthioniformes, Struthionidae.